Anarrhichthys ocellatus (wolf-eel) is the source of this 4057-nucleotide messenger RNA. It is a transcript of the gene zdhhc18b, whose product is annotated as zDHHC palmitoyltransferase 18b. The coding region runs from base 341 to 1759 and encodes 472 amino acids. The transcript is spliced from 9 exons. Lineage: Eukaryota; Metazoa; Chordata; Actinopteri; Perciformes; Anarhichadidae. The record is from RefSeq and is a predicted model, not a curated record. Gene Ontology annotation, biological process: peptidyl-L-cysteine S-palmitoylation; protein targeting to membrane. Gene Ontology annotation, molecular function: protein-cysteine S-palmitoyltransferase activity. Gene Ontology annotation, cellular component: Golgi apparatus; endoplasmic reticulum.
CUGGUUUGACCGGACGACUCGUUUCAUGACAGCGUAGCUAAAACCAAUACUUUUCAGUAAUGUUUCGGGACUCUUUUGUAGGAGAAUAUAAAAUAUUAGGGAAGUUCUAGUGCUCCUCUUGAUUCAUGCAUGCAGGACCUCUGGAGAUUACCCAAAAGGGUUUUGCUAUUAUGUGCAAGACGAGCAAGCUAACGAGCUAGCCACGGUGACUGUAUUUUGGGUGUACUGAUGUUGCUCCAUUCAGCUGCUUCAUGCACAGGCGUCGGUGAUGUUGUCGACCGUUGGACAAAUGCCCCGGUUCUCCGAAUUGGGACAGAGCCGCAAAACUUCAGUGUAAACCAUGAAAAACUGCGAGUAUCAACAAAUCGACCCUCGGGCACUUCCGACGCCGACCCCGACCCCGACCCCUCAUCUCGGACACGACAGUGACAAGACAGAGGAGCCGAAGAGAAGACCGAGGAGAAAGUGGCAGGUUUUCCCGGGAAAGAAUCGUUUCUACUGCGAUGGACGGAUCAUAGUGGCCCGUCAGAGUGGGGUCCUGCCCCUCACCCUGGGCCUUAUUCUCAUCACAAGUGGAUUAUUCUUUAUAUUCGACUGUCCCUUCCUGGUCAAACACCUGACCAGCUGCAUACCUGUUAUUGGAGGAGGCCUCUUUGUGUUUGUGGUCAUCACUUUGCUCCAGACCAGCCUCACCGACCCGGGCAUCCUGCCCAGAGCGACACCAGAUGAGGCGGCAGACAUCGAAAAACAGAUCGACAACACUGGCAACACCAGCUAUCGGCCUCCACCGCGCACCAAGGAAAUCAUCAUCAACCAGCAGGUGGUGAAGCUCAAGUACUGCUUCACCUGCAAGAUGUUCCGGCCUCCGCGCACCUCCCACUGUAGCCUGUGUGACAACUGUGUGGAGCGAUUCGACCACCAUUGCCCCUGGGUGGGGAACUGUGUGGGAAAACGCAACUACCGUUUCUUCUACACCUUCAUCGUGUCGCUCUCCUUCCUGACGGCGUUCAUAUUCGGCUGCGUGACCACACAUCUAGCACUGAGGGCUCAAGGUGGAAAAGGUCUGGUGUUUGCUCUGCAAGAGAGUCCAGGCAGUGCAGUGGAACUGGUGAUAUGUUUCUUCUCAGUCUGGUCCAUCUUGGGCCUCUCGGGCUUCCAUACAUACCUGGUUGCUUCCAACCUGACCACGAAUGAAGAUAUUAAAGGCUCCUGGUCAGGGAAGAGUGGAGAAGAUGUCACCAACCCAUACAGUCAUAAAAACAUCUUCAUCAACUGCUGCUCUGUGCUCUGUGGACCCAUGCCACCCAGCUUGAUCGACAGACGAGGUUUCCUGCCCGCGGAUGAAUCUGUCCAGACAGCGGGUGUGGACAUUGAGCUGCCCACUCUGGCCACUAAAAACGUGUGCACACAGGGAACUAAAGGUCUGCUGGAGUCGGCCACGAUCCCUCCGCUCCUGUCCACCUCGUGUCCUCAGGGGAAACCUCCCUCAGCUCAUACCUGCCCAGACAGCGGCCCGGCGGUGAACUCUGACCCUUCACCGGAGCUCCCCACGAGCUGUGGGGCCCGCCACACUGCUAGCUCCCAAGGCGAUAACUCUCCACCACGCCACGCCAAGACUCGGCCAAAGAAAAGCAAACGAGAGGCUUUGCAUAUUCCCAACCCUUCUUUUGAAGUCCCCGUUUCCCCUACGUGUCCGGACACAGGCCCAAGCUCCAAACGCAGGGGCCACGAAGGUGCCAGCUUCGCCUCUUUGCACUGACUGAAACAACGGCUGUCUCCAGUGAAAGCACACAUUGUUUGAAGCUUGCAUGCUGUAACACAGUCAGAUACAAGUGGUAUGAGUUUGUGUAUAUGUAUUAUGUGUUGGUUCGCUGAAGGCUCUGGGUCUUGUCAUUGUGUAUGAGGAUGACAAUCACUAAGAUAUGUAUUUGUGCGUUCAGUUUGUCGUGGAAGUAGGAACACUAGAGCAGAUUGGAUGUAUUCUGACUGUAAAGGAUCAACUUAGCAUUUGGUGUAGAAUGAAAAUGUGUAAUUUUAAGAUGGUGUAACUGGUGUACUGUUAGAGCCAUAUGCCUUUCUGAUGAUUCUCAUGAAUUUUACCAGCAUGUCAGAUCCAUCAAAUAUUGUGAAAUAGUGGCUUUGAUGUAUCAGGUGGACAAAAGCUUUGUUUGGUCUUAAAGGGAAAAUCCAUUCCAAAUGUUGAAUUGACAUAAUUAUGUCAUUUCUAUAACUUUGUGCAGCUCAGUUUAUAGUGUGAACUUGAACAGUAGAGAGACAGUCUGUGCUGAUGAUGUCAUCUUGAGACAUAUAGGCAGUGAAUAAUUGAACAGGUCAUGAGACUCUUGACAGCAACCAUAGAGCGUUUUUCAAGGCUAUGAGGACAUUUAUGCCACUCAUACUGGAAAGACCUGCCUUCAAAUCAAACUGUUUUGGAUGCACAGAUGGGUGAUACAUUAAUGCUCAUACAGAUCAGUUUUGCCCUGGGUCCCUUUAGCAGGUUAACCCGGCCCUGAGUGGAGAGCACUCUUUAACACUUUGCUCCAAAAUCUCCAAUAGGUGAUCAGUUGGGUUGAGAUCCAAUGACUGGAGGGACGAUUCAAUUCACAUUCAAGUCUCUGCUUUUGUUUCUCCCGGCAUUUAUCCAAAUGUUUCUUUGUUGCCCAUCUGUAAUAUCUCAAACAAAGAUGAAUGAGUUCAUUGCAGCCCAGUCACCAGGAACAAACAUCUGCAUUGUAUUUCAAACUGAUACAGGACUUUCUCCCAGCAGACUGCUGUUGGUAUCCCAUGUGUUAACUUCACCAUUGUUACGUAAUGUCACGAAAGAAAGGCAGUGGCUACAUUACGUUGAUAUGUUACUAUUUUAACACAAAACAUGAUCUUUUUUUCGAAUCUUAACCAAGUAUAUAGUAAUAUGAAACAUAUUUUUGAAAUGUAUUUGUGGUUCAGAAUAUCGACCUUCAACAUGUAACUAAAAACAGACAAUGGCAACAUUUCAUUCUGGAGACUGGGAUGUCCAUUGAGUUCAGUACAUUUUACAUCCCCAAAUAUGGUGAUGUGAUGUCAUUAUCACAGCUUUCUUGGUUUAAAAGCCGUUUUAAAACUGCACCUUGAAUUCUGAUUUUGUGUGGAUUUUCCCUUUAACUUUGCACAUGCAGCAGCACAGUGUGUAUUAGUUGUAUCGGUUUGUACUGCUGUUCAGAUUGUUGUACUGCUGUAUCAAUGGCAGUGAAUGCAACUGCAUGAUAAUGACUAAAGAUGUAUUUUCCAUUUCGUUUAUUUACAUCCAUUCAAACACCUCAGAGAGAUCCUCUACCACUUUUUAGUAGGACAACUGUGAUUUGGACUCCUGAACAUAGUUGUGUACGUGAACUGAAGCCGUACUGUUCAUUGCCUGUGUGCUGCACCACCUCCUGCUUGUGCAUCAAUAUCACUCAACGAUUUAAAGCUUCCACGUCCUGCUCACACUUUGUAUCUGCAACGGCAAUACCCAUUUCUCCUCAGUAGAAUUAUUUGCUUCGACUGUUCUCAGAAUGUGAACAGUGAUUUGUUCUCGGGUGGAAAUGUGUUGGGGGUAGGUAUUCAAUAUGCAAGUUCUACACGUGACAUACAUCAUGUUGAUCCUCAUUGCAACCUGAUUGCAAUAGCUGCACAUAAAUGCAAUGAUCCGAGCAAUCAUCCCCAUGCACUAAAACGUAGGCACGCAUACACACACAUUAAUAGUGUUAACACUGAGCAGCAUCACGUGUGCAGUAUCCUCUCUGUCCAAAGUCAUCCAAACACAUUCAUGAUGUCACACAUACAAGUAAUGCAUUUCUGAGGAGAAAAACAUCGUCUUGUAUUUGUGAAAAUUGUUAGGUCUUUUAAGACAAUACUGCCGUCAAAGUGAAGGAAAAGGAAAAUAAAGUUCAGUGAAAUAAAGAGGCUCAGUUUGUGUGUGUGUGUGUGUGGGGUAAGCACAUCCAAAAAACGUCAACAGGUGCUGAUUCAAAAAGAUCAAACCGAGGCAAGAAUCAAACAAAACAUCUGCACGCUGUAUUAAAAGGCUCCCAGCAACUCU